This is a messenger RNA of Spodoptera littoralis (African cotton leafworm), 2520 nucleotides long. NCBI's taxonomy places the organism in Eukaryota, Metazoa, Arthropoda, Insecta, Lepidoptera, Noctuidae. The record is from the annotation of a GenBank genome assembly.
AUGGAAAGCCCUACCGACGACAGUUUUGAUCCAGUUCUGUUCGCACAAAGCGAAUCGUCACUGUCCUUGACCUCAAAUUCAGAAGAAAAUAUUAAAGUAAUAUCUUAUUUGGAUAGUAAUUAUCAAAUAACAAGUUCAAAACACUAUUUAUACUGCUAUGUACCUGAUAGAUACAGUAGUAUACAGACAGAGCAAUCCACUUAUAUUUCUGACGACUCCAGCGGUGAAGAGUUAGUUAUCCGUAAUAGUAAUAGAUCAGUGAGUGUGGAAAGCGACGCAAGCCACUAUACUGACUUGGAAGAUAGCCAUGGAACAAUACAUGGGCAUAGAUACAUUGUGUACAGACUGUCUCAACAAAAUCAAACCGACAUGUAUAGUACUGAAAUAGAGAGAUUGAGAAACAAAGAACCAGUAAUAGUCAUUGAUAAUCUAAAUGGCACACAUGAUAUACAAACAAUGGUAAAUCAAAUUCUAGCGAAAAAUGAAUUCUCCAAGGUUUCCUCACUUUAUGUUGUUGUACCAACAUCAGACGAAGAUGUUUCCAAACCUGUGAAGGCACCUCCCCGGUCUACAAUUUGUGUACAGUUAUCAGAACACCAUAAUUGGAACGAAAAUGACGAGACUGAUGAAAUAGAAUUAGUUUCACCCCAUACACGUGGCUUGAAGAUAUCAACAAAAGGUAAAAAAUUUUGUUUAGAAGGUCUACAAGAGACAUUAUCAUCUCUUAGUGAGGAGGAAUCUACGAGUAAGGUCAAACGUCCAAACUUUUUAAAAAGGUUCCACAGGCAUUUAAAGAAAGAAAAGAUGGAAAAGUCAGAAAGUACAGAAGAAAAAGAAGUUAUAGUAAACAGAGAGAAGGCAACCAAGAACAAGCUGUGCCAAAUAACUACUCCUAAAGAAAUGUUUCGAAGAUUUCCACGAAGUAUGAGUACUGACAUCCACCAAUUGUACUCUGACUACACUAAUGACAAACUCAAUGAAUCAUCGAAUGUUGUUUCUGAACUAAUCACUCCUCUACUCGUAAACCAAGGUUUGAAAUGCGAUACACAUCGAAGCAGGCCGAUGAUGAUAAGCGUGACGCAACAAGCAUCGAUCAUGUCCAUGACCCGUGGGUGCUCGGUAGCUCCAUGCCAGUUGUCUACUGUCGGCCGAGGACGCCGCAACGCUGUGCAAUUAGAUGAAUGUCCAAUACAAGCAAACUGUCCUGAAGAAGACACCGACAAGCCCCCAGAUUUACCGGAUAACUGUCGUUGCUGCCCUGAGAAACUAAAGCAAAUGUUACAACAAGCACUAGAAGACAAGGCACAGAAUUUAAGAUCCACAGCAUGUGGUGGUGUUCCUGAAGAUACAGAGGAUGACUGUGGGUACUCAAAACAAGAAUGCGAUGAAGAUUCAAGUGCAGGGUGUACGUGUAGUGGUACAAACAAACGAAUGUCAUGCCCAUGUCAAUUAUUUCCGCUGCCUAUAUCUAAAACUACUAACGGUCCAAAAGAAGGGACUAGAUCUUUAAGCUGCCAGUGCUGUAAUUGUGAAGAAUCUAAACUGAAAUUUUGUCCAGGUACAAAAAAUUUGGGUUCGUGUACAAUGGAAGUAAUAGGACCCGCAGGUGGAAUCUCACUAAUAGAACCAAACGGAACUUACACUCAAGCAGGCAUGAUACAGACCCAGGUCGCUACUAGCACGGAGCCACCCCGUAAGGAAUGUGUCUGUGACGAGAAAAAGACAAAUUCCCGUUUAAACUUUAUGGGUGGAUUCCUCAAAAGCAAACGCGCAACUAAACAAGUUUGCGAAUGUUGUCCGGUACCCGAACCUGAGCCUGAACCUGAGCCUCAAAUUGUGCUUAAACGAAAGCCUGAUUAUGACAUUGUUAUUUCACCAACUCCUGGAAUUGUGAUUGUGCCAGAGCCUGAGCCGCCGGACGAAGACCAGCUGAGACGUAACGCUGAAAUGAUUGAAGAAAGAAGAAGAUUGAAAGAAAAAUCAGAUAGUACACAUGCAAUAUCUGGUUUCAGGCUGUUUAAGGGCAAAGCGCCUCCACCCACUACAGGACCACCAGAAGUAGAGCUAACAAUGGAAGAGGCUGUCAGGUACUAUGCUACUUUAAACCCAGAGAUUAUACAAGAGUUUAUCCCUCCUCCAAUAGUCAUCGAAGAAAAACCUUUUAAAGAGUGUACGUGUGAAGAGAAAAAAUUAGAGAAGAAAUUAAAGAAAAAAAGGAAGAAAACAAAAAUAGUGAAAGAACCUAUUGUCAUAUGUGAAUGUCCCGUUGACCCUGAGCCACCACCGCCACCACCAGAACAAGAUCCAUUAAUAAUAGUGGUUCCUGAUAGUAUGCUGAAAGCUGAUGAAACACCAGACGGUGAGGGUGAUGAACCACAAACCGAAACUGUACCUGAACCUCCAUUGGAAGGACCAACCGGAGGAAUCAAGUUGGCUAUGACUGGUAAAGGUUCCGGAUCUAAGGGUCUUUCUAAUCUAUAUUGCUUCGAAAAAGAUGAAGAUGAACUGUAUAGAAAAUGA